Molecule: messenger RNA, 1752 nt
Organism: Nerophis lumbriciformis (worm pipefish)
Lineage: Eukaryota; Metazoa; Chordata; Actinopteri; Syngnathiformes; Syngnathidae
Source: RefSeq, a predicted model, not a curated record
AUGUUCUCCAUCCAGGACGGGCUCCCGCGGGGGGCGCUGGGCGUCAGCAUGAAGGAGGAGCCGCUCCCCACCGGCAUGACCCCCGUACGCUCCUGGAUGGCCGGCCAGGGCAUCCUGGAUGCCAACGCCGCCGCUCAAAGCGGCGUGGCUUUGGCUCGCGCGCACUUUGAGAAGCAGCCGCCGUCCAACCUGAGGAAGUCCAACUUCUUCCAUUUCGUCUUGGCGCUUUACGACCGCCAAGGGCAGCCCGUGGAGAUCGAGAGGACGUCCUACCUGGACUUUGUGGAGAAAGACAAGGAGUACAAUGGUGAGAAGACCAACAACGGAAUUCAUUACAGAUUACAACUCCUCUACAGUAACGGCAUCAGGACGGAACAAGACCUUUACGUGCGCCUCAUCGACUCCAUGACCAAGCAGGCCAUUCUAUACGAGGGACAAGACAAGAACCCGGAAAUGUGUCGCGUUUUGCUAACGCACGAGAUCAUGUGCAGUCGCUGCUGUGACAAAAAAAGCUGCGGAAAUCGAAACGAGACGCCCUCCGACCCCGUCAUCAUUGACAGGUUCUUCCUCAAGUUCUUCCUCAAGUGCAACCAGAACUGUUUGAAGAAUGCCGGAAAUCCUAGAGACAUGAGGCGCUUCCAGGUGGUGGUGUCCACCACGGUGAACGUGGACGGCCACGUGCUGUCCGUGUCUGACAAUAUGUUUGUCCACAACAACUCCAAACACGGGCGCCGCGCUCGCCGCCUUGACCCCUCUGAAGCAGCCACGCCGUGCAUCAAAGCCAUCAGCCCCAGCGAAGGUUGGACCACCGGGGGCGCCACAGUCAUCCUCAUCGGGGACAACUUCUUCGACGGCCUGCAAGUGGUCUUCGGCACCAUGCUGGUCUGGAGUGAGCUGAUCACGCCUCACGCCAUCCGCGUCCAAACGCCUCCUCGCCACAUUCCCGGCGUGGUGGAGGUCACGCUGUCCUACAAGUCCAAACAGUUCUGCAAAGGAGCGCCGGGUCGCUUCGUCUACACGGCUUUGAACGAGCCCACCAUCGACUACGGCUUCCAGAGGUUACAGAAGGUCAUCCCGCGCCACCCCGGCGACCCCGAGAGGUUACCAAAGGAAGUGCUGUUGAAGCGAGCGGCCGACCUGGUGGAGGCGCUGUACGGAAUGCCGCACAACAACCAGGACAUGAUACUGAAGCGAGCGGCCGACCUGACGGAGGCGCUGUACAGCGGCGUCCCUCGCGGCCACGGCCAGCUGCCGUCGCUCGGCGGCGCGGCAGCGCACUCGGGAAUGAUGGGAGUCAACUCCUUCGGCGGUCAGCUGGCCGCCAACAUCUCGGAAGCGUCGCAGGCCGACCAGGGUUACUCACGGAGCUCCAGCAGCGUUUCCCCUCGCGGUUACGUGCCCAGCUCCACGCCGCAGCAGUCCAACUACAACAGCAUCACGUCGUCCAUCAACGGCUACGCCGCCGCCAUGAGCAACCUGGCCGUGCCCGCCUCGCCCGGCUUCAUCAAUGGCGCCGGCUCCAACCCUGCCUACGCCAUGACUCCAAACCGCCCGCGCACUUCCUCCUUCCUCACCCGUGGUCUUCCUCUUCUUCCCGCUCUCGUAGGCGUGCGUUCUUUCUCUCCCGUGACUAAACAGAAGAGCGCCUUCGCCCCCGUGGUGCGGCCGCAGAGUUCCCCGCCCCCUGCCUGCGGCUCCAGCAAUGGCGGCAGCCUCCAGGCGAUGGCCGGUCUCAUCGUCCCGCCCAUGUGA